Triticum dicoccoides is the source of this 1332-nucleotide messenger RNA. RefSeq lists its product as uncharacterized. The transcript has 2 exons. NCBI's taxonomy places the organism in Eukaryota, Viridiplantae, Streptophyta, Magnoliopsida, Poales, Poaceae. Gene Ontology annotation, molecular function: nucleosomal DNA binding; double-stranded DNA binding. Gene Ontology annotation, biological process: regulation of DNA-templated transcription; nucleosome assembly; negative regulation of DNA recombination. The record is from RefSeq and is a predicted model, not a curated record. Gene Ontology annotation, cellular component: nucleosome; nucleus; nucleolus. Bases 44 to 850 code for a protein of 268 amino acids.
CGAAUAAUCCCCACCCCACCCAAAACCAAGGAAGGAAGGAGGUAUGGUGGUUGCCUCUCCUUCAACGCCGCCUCCGGCCGCCGCCGCCGCUGAUAGCCCGCACCCGACCUACACCAAGAUGAUUACGGAAGCGCUCACCGAGCUAGGAGGCACCUCCAGUCGUGAUGCCAUCGCCGGAUUCAUCCUCGGUCGCUUCACCGACCUCCCUGCUGCCCAUGACGCGCUCCUAUCCGCCCACCUCCGCCGCCUCAUCUCCGAGGGCGUCGUCUCCGAGGGCAUCGUCCGCAGCUUUGCAUCCACCUACAUCUUGCCAGCCCUGGCCCAGCCCCGCAAGGACUCCCUCACCGUGUCGGCGACCAAGAAUUCGUUGGAUCUCGAUUUGGAUCCAUCUAGAGGCUUACAUGCGAGCAACAAUGAUGACAACUCUUCCAGUGAUGACGAUGACGAUGACUACACUUGUGAUGAGGACGAUGAUGAAUACACUCCUGCGCGUGCAACCUACAUGCUGGGAAGGAAGCACGGCCGUGGACGAGUAUCAAGCGUGGCCCUUCCUGUGUCCACACUUGAUUCCUCGACGACAAAGAGAGGGCGUGGGAGGCCGAGAAAGGAACCAGAAGCAACGUCAAGGACCAUCAAGCAUGGCCCUAGCCGCCCUCGCAAGGACGCAUAUCGAUUCCACGCGUCGGCAUCAGCGACCAAGCCCAAGAAAUUGUUGGAUCUCAAUUUGGACCCAUCUGAGGGAUUACAGAUUAGAAGUGAUGAUGAUGAGGAUGUCUGCAGUGAUGAUGAUGAUGAUGAUGUUGACUACACCCCUAUGCUAGGAGAAAAGCAUGGUCAUGGACGCCCAUGAAAGAGGGGGCGCGGCCGGCCUUGUAAGGUUGUGUUGUCUGCCAAUGGAGGAGGUGCUUCCUGCCCAUUGACCCAGAGAGGGCGUGGAAGACCAAGGAAGAGACAAAAUGCUUGUCGGCCAGAAGCUUCUUUUCAGAAUGAAGGUGACACAAUGCCUAUGCAAACCCCCACAAGUGAUUUCUUGACGCCGAAGAGAGGGAGUGGGGGCCGACAAAGGAGACAUAAUAACUCUAACUAGUAUCCAGAGAGAGCGUGGGUGGCCGAGAAAGGAUGAACAAUCACAAGUAGAAUCUUCUCCAAUUGGGACAAAAAAAAUCAGAAAUUAUAGGUUAUAAAGGCCCAACUGAAUAAGAUCCCAUUAGUUUGUGUUAGAGAUAUAUUUGGGUUACAUGUAUUUGGUAGUCUAGGAUUUGUAAUCAGUCUCCUAUCUUAUCUCCAGGAGGGACUUCUUUCCCUCUAAGUCUUGUACUCAAUAUAUACUCG